AGAGCGAGUCGCAUCACGCCAUCGGAAUCUCCGCCAGCUGCGCAGACUCGGCCGUGGCGCACAGGCACAACAGGGUUUUCCGGUGCUCUUCGCGGAUUUACGCGACUUAUUUAUUUAAAUAGUGGUUAUAUAAUUCACAGCGACUUAGAAAGGACCUCUGCUGUUCUCUGGAAGUGGCCGUCCUCCUGCCCGGCUCAUGCGAAUGUUCAGGCCAUAUGACAAACCCACUGUCCUCCUUCUGCUCCCUCCCUCCAGCUCCUUCCUCCAUAAGGAGGUCUCCUGACAGCCUCGAGGCGACAGUCCUGACCUGGUUAUCAGACUCUGAGUCCUGAGACAGACCAUCACAGACCUACACUUGUGUUUACAUCUUUGAAAUGGCAGAGCCCACAUCUCCCUCUGAGCCUCCCUCUGUGCUCCCUCCUCUGUGCUCCCCUCUGCGCUCACCCAGUGCCUCCCUCACUCUGUCCUUCCCCUUUUUGAGAGAAGGGAGUCGAGUGUGGAAAGAGGGGGAAGAAGAACCUGUGCCUCGGAACCUGCCAAGCCCACUGCCAACCAAACGCACCCGCACGUACUCCGCGACUGUGCGCGCUCACUCAGGGCCCGUGUUCAAAGGGGUGUGUAAAAACUUCUCCAGGUCUCAGGGUCACGGCUUCAUCCAGCCCUCGCACGGUGGAGAGGACAUCUUUGUCCACAUCUCAGACGUGGAGGGGGAGUAUGUCCCAGUUGAGGGUGAUGAGGUCACAUAUAAAGUGUGCCGGGUCCCUCCCAAGAACCUGAAAGUGCAGGCAGUGGAGGUGAAAAUCAUACACCUGAACCCAGGGAGCAAACACGAGACCUGGUCUGGACAGAUCAUCAGCUCAUAGGUCCA
Periophthalmus magnuspinnatus is the source of this 868-nucleotide messenger RNA. RefSeq names its product cold shock domain-containing protein C2-like. Gene Ontology annotation, molecular function: mRNA 3'-UTR binding. Gene Ontology annotation, cellular component: cytoplasm. The transcript has 4 exons. NCBI's taxonomy places the organism in Eukaryota, Metazoa, Chordata, Actinopteri, Gobiiformes, Gobiidae. Gene Ontology annotation, biological process: regulation of mRNA stability. The record is from RefSeq and is a predicted model, not a curated record. Bases 375 to 863 code for a protein of 162 amino acids.